Aspergillus nidulans FGSC A4 is the source of this 756-nucleotide messenger RNA. RefSeq lists its product as uncharacterized. The transcript has a single exon. The record is from RefSeq and is a predicted model, not a curated record. Bases 110 to 622 code for a protein of 170 amino acids. Lineage: Eukaryota; Fungi; Ascomycota; Eurotiomycetes; Eurotiales; Aspergillaceae.
CCACAGAGAAAUUUCCAGAACACCACCUUUCAUAUCUUAACCAUCUCGUCCCUCACCUCAACCACCAAAACCAAGCACGUCAUCUCCCAAAGAAAAAGAAAGGCAUAACAUGCGCAUGUCCCGCGCAACAACCCUCCUCAAGCUCCUUCUAGGUCUUCGAACCGCGACAUCAACAUCGACGUCAACCACCACGUCAACCACCUUAAUAGCUCAGUCCCCUGCAUCAUACCUCUUCGCGCAGUGCCACGCGACAAAUCUCUACUCCCACUACAACCUUGGAAAGCCAUCGACGUAUUUUUACACAACAAUGUCCGCUUCCGACUCCAAUUUAGGACAGCCUCAAGACCAACCCUCCGAAACUUCCGAGAAGAAGCCUAUCCUCGCCCUUCCUUCCGCCUCACCCGACAACGAUACCACCCAGUUAGACGUCAAUGGCGACGGGGUGAAACUCGACCAUCUUGGUCCGUUAGUAGUUAACUCGGACGGCACGCUCUCGCGGAUCGCGAACUGGGCGCAGAUGACGGAAAUUGAGAGGCGGAAUACACUCAGGGUGUUGGGGAAGAGAAAUAGAGAAAGGAGAGAGAAGUUGAUGGAGGAGGGUCAGGGUCAAGAACAAGGCUAAGAGGGCGAGGCAGCGAAGGUGGAGUAGGUGAGUUUAGGUGUGUCUGCUGGACGGCCAGACCAUGGAGAUGCACCUAGAUGCUACGUGUAUAUUGACUUUGAUAUAAUUAUGGCAAGCAAGCGGUGGUUUUACUC